AUGGACCGCCUCAAUAGCGCAAAGUCAUUGAGCGAUGCUUAUACACUUGCCGACCUUUUCGCCGACUGCGUCGAAUCCAUAAAUCUUAUCCAUGGGACCCACGAGGAGUCUCAUAGCGAGGAGAUCCUCACAUCACAGCUUGGUAUCGAACAAGCCCGUCUUCUGAUCUGGGGCGAUGCAGUUGGCAUCAGCUCGCCGCCAGCUUCGACAGGAAUCACCUCUGCCAUCCCGAAGCAUCCUGGCGCAUUAAACCCGGAACCUGAUAAGGCCUUGUACUUCGGAACCCGAGAUGCGCGACUUGAUGAUCCUCGCUUCAGACAACGCGUGGAAGAUUCAUUGUAUGCGAUCGCAAGUCCACUGACGCAUCUGACCAAAGUCAAGAUGUUGCAAACCUAUGGACUGGACCUUUUCAAGGGCUCGCCGAGAGUGCGCGAGAACCAUAUGCUGGCUCCCAACCCUUUCAGACUGCAAGCCUUUCGCGAGAAGUUGGAGCUGUUGCAAGAAGUUGUGACCGCGUUCCCUCACGCAAAGAUUCACAGACACAAUGGUGUGAACAAGAAAAUGGCCUGGCAGAUUAUGGACGUGGCCAAGGCUAGCGAGCUGUGCGCUCUGAUUCGCGAGAAAGUGGAUUAUCUUAUUCAACUUAUGGAUGUGCAAACAAGAGCUGAUAAGGCAAUGCGAUCCGACGUUCGUGCCAUGGGGUGGCAUCCCAGCGAAGAUAUGAAUGCAACAAUCCGCGACACGCUGAAGCUAUCACUUCUAGUCGAAGCUUCAGAAACACUGUAUCCUGAAUACAGUACUGCAGCGCAAGAAGCCAUGGACAAUGUCACCGAUCAAUGGAAAGGCAGUCACGGUUACGACGCCAUGAUGUCUGAGCAUCACAACCCCACCAUUCACAAGACGGCAUCUCACACGAUGCUCUCGCAACCUAUUCGUCCCUCGCAGGAAGCACCCAGACCAACCAUCUCGCCACCAAAAACACCGAAGAAAGGCAAGCUACUGGGUUCCCUGCGACCUAAGCUCACUCGCUUGUUUUCAGGAAAGAGCAUGGAGAAGCUGACUCCUGCUAUGGCCGACCCCUCGCGCUCAAGGUCUGAAAGCGGACCCAGCGGUGGUAACGGUGAGCCAUUGGAGGCCGUGCGUAGCAAGUCUUUGGCCAACGACGAUUUGACGCAUGUGCUUACGCAUACUGCUACGCUGGAAAGUAUGAUCAGUCGACACGACCAAUAUCCCGGCAUCGACAGGGUGGCGUCGUUGGAGUUGAGGAAGAAGUGA
Messenger RNA from Aureobasidium vineae, 1275 nucleotides. The record is from the annotation of a GenBank genome assembly. Lineage: Eukaryota; Fungi; Ascomycota; Dothideomycetes; Dothideales; Saccotheciaceae.